AUGGCUCAUCAAAGUGAUAUUUUAGAAAAAGUUUAUGAGUUCAAAUCUGAGAUACGUGUCUGGAUUCCAAAACGAAAGACGACCGUACGCAUUUUAAGAGAAUUAGCAGACAAACUAAAGGAACAUCACACAAAUGUGUGCAUCGCGCAGGUUUCAGGAAGCGCUGGUAGUGUUUUUGGUUUCACCGUGGCAGCAGUUGGCUUUGGGCUUUCUUUUGUAACUUUUGGAGCCUCUCUGGUAGUCGCUGCAGCAGGUAUGGGAAUUGCAACCGUCGGAGGAUUGACGAAUGCCGGAUCUACACUUGCAAAGAUCUUCAUCGAAAGAGAUACUUAUAAAGAAGCACAGAACAUCAUCGAUGACGACCGGAAGACGACCGAGAAGAUCAAAGAACUACUGACUGAAAUAGAAGAAAGCACAGUGGGAAAAGCAUCUUGGCAUGGUCUUCAAGCGGCAACCUCCGGUGCCUGUACAGUGUACAAAUUUGUAGAUGCAGGUUUCAAAGUAGGCGUCAGAGUGGCUUCUCCAGCUCUCGCCGAAGGCGGGGGAGCUUUAUUUACGGGGCUGCGUGGAUUUAGCAGAGUCGCUCAUAUUGGGGGAUUCGUGGUCAAUGCUGCUCUCCUUCCAUAUGACAUUUACACUCUGGUUACAAAUGCGUUGGAAAUCGAUGCCGCUCGUAAAGGCGAGAAUGAUAAAGAGCCAGAAGCAGUGAAAAAGUUGAGGCAGCUUGCCGAUGAUUUAGAAAAGGAUAUGCCACCCGAUGAAAAUCAUUUAGCCAGCAAAUUAGAUGAAUUCAUCACCGUUCUUCAAUCGAAGUGA
This is a messenger RNA of Stylophora pistillata, 816 nucleotides long. RefSeq lists its product as uncharacterized. Gene Ontology annotation, molecular function: lipid binding. The record is from RefSeq and is a predicted model, not a curated record. NCBI's taxonomy places the organism in Eukaryota, Metazoa, Cnidaria, Anthozoa, Scleractinia, Pocilloporidae. Gene Ontology annotation, cellular component: extracellular region; membrane. Gene Ontology annotation, biological process: lipid transport; lipoprotein metabolic process.